AGGAUUGGGUUCAAAGGCUGCCAGACAUCAGGCAACGUGUUCGUGGCACGUGCCGGCAUGGAGAACUUUCUCAAGGUCAAGGUAUUCAAAGGCCUUGCGGCAACAACGGAGCUGUUGGAUCUAAAAGUGGAGAGAAACUCGGUGGUCUUUGACCUCAUGGUGACCAUCAAGAAGGAACUCCAGAUUCACUGGCGCCGCCAGCGGCUUCUGUGCAACGGAGAAAGCCUGGAGGAACAUGCGAGGUGGUCAGACAUCACUCAAGACGAGACCGUGGACAUCCUCCUGCUCCACUGUGAUCACCGGCACCGAGAGCCCAUCGUGGAUCGCGAGAAGAUGCUCGCCAUGGUGCGGGGUUCCGCUGACUCUUUGGCCUUCGCUUCAGAGGAUUUGAAGAACGAUCGUGAGGUGGUGACAGUGGCUGUGAUGCAGUGGGGUGAGGCCUUGCAAUAUGCCAGCCGCAGUUUGCAGAAGGAUCCGGAGAUCCUCAGGCUGGCGAUGGCCAAGGACCCUCGAGCCUUUUGCCGUGCUGGAAAGAUACUACGCAAAGAUCAAACAUUUGCCACCUGGGCAGUGCAUUUUGAUCCUGACAUGAUGCGAUUCGUCCACGAGGAGCUGCUGAAAAACAAGGACUUCAUGAAGCACCAUGUACAGCGCUGUGCUUCAUUGAUACGCUAUUCAACAGCUCGCCUGGACAAAGAGACCGUGCUCGGGGCGAUGGAGCAGGAUGGCUUAGCCUUGGAGUUUGUGAACCGUCCCCCGAACCGCUACGCUCAGGACGCCGACGUGGUCCGCGCCGCGGUGAGACAAAACGGCCUCGCCUUGCGCUUCGCCUCGGAGGUCCUCCGAGAGGAUGUACAGAUGGUGCGUGAGGCGCUCGAGUCGGAUGAGCGUGCUCUGAAGUUUGUGAGCUCCAAAGACCUGGUGUGCAAGCUGGUGAGUGAAAGGCCUUCUGCGCUCAAGCAUGCUCAAUGGGACUUUCACGAGGAUGCCGAGGUGGUGGAAGCCGCCUUUGCGUCCGAUCCGGCAAGCCUCAUGUUCGCUGGCACCCAGGCGGCGCUCCACAUGAUUUCCAAGCAUGGGAAUGUCUUGGAACUUCUGAAGCCAUCGCUCCGACGGGAUGAGCGUGUGCUGGCAGCCGUCGCCGAGUUCGCGUCUGGUGGAGCAUGCCGACGUCAGGAAGCUUCAGGACUUCCUUGACCUGCGCGCGUGAGAACAA
Durusdinium trenchii is the source of this 1216-nucleotide messenger RNA. NCBI's taxonomy places the organism in Eukaryota, Dinophyceae, Suessiales, Symbiodiniaceae. The record is from the annotation of a GenBank genome assembly.